Heterobasidion irregulare TC 32-1 is the source of this 834-nucleotide messenger RNA. RefSeq lists its product as uncharacterized. Bases 41 to 670 code for a protein of 209 amino acids. The record is from RefSeq and is a predicted model, not a curated record. The transcript has 4 exons. NCBI's taxonomy places the organism in Eukaryota, Fungi, Basidiomycota, Agaricomycetes, Russulales, Bondarzewiaceae.
UUGAGUCAUACAAUCUAGAACUCUUCAAACAUCUUCGAACAUGUCGCCCAGUCGACCUCCUACCAAUACUAAAGUCCAUGUUCCCCGUCAUAACACAGCUCGCAUCGGACCUGCGCUGACGGCCCAAAUCACAUCACUCGCCACGGAGCAGGGUAUCAGAACAGAUCUACGACAGUCGAACCAUGAUCCAUCAAGCGCCAUGGCUCUCGCUAUCGAAAGCGCAUCGGAUUGGAACUCACGAUUAAUUGCAGCACGGGCGGAACGUGGUCCCCAAUGGGAUGUUGGAACACAACAAUUUCACGUAGACGAGGAGUCCGACCUUUACUAUGAUCCCACACCUCUGUACGAAUAUUUGAAGGAAGAGCGGGAAGAGAGCGCUCAAUCAUCAGAUCCUGUUCACCAUGAAGGUCCUACGCCUCUCAUGGCCCAUCGCCAACUGCAAUCUAACAUCAGUAAUCAAUAUUCCAUGAACGGCAUGGGUGUUUCAUCCUCGAUUGCAGCUUCCCCUAGACAUCUGGGCGGGCCUAUGGGCACCCCGCAUGGCGGGUCGUUUGCUGCUAUACCUCCUACUCAGUUCUAUGGCACUGAUCGAGGAUCUCCAAUGGUACCACGAGGAGGCAUGAUUAUGGACGGGAUAGGUAUCACUCCUGAUAUUAGGAGGAGAAUGUAGGCAUCGCAGCGUGUAUCUCUAGUGGAUGAAUCUGAUCCAGAAUAGUCAACGGCCAAAAUACGGUGGCUUCUGUUUCAUUCUUGAAUUUGUGAUCUUUACAAGGGUUCUCGGGCUACGAUGUAUCUCUGUCACUGUGACCAUGUGUAAACAAUCCGUUCAUGAUG